Thermothielavioides terrestris NRRL 8126 is the source of this 2576-nucleotide messenger RNA. RefSeq lists its product as uncharacterized. Gene Ontology annotation, biological process: protein modification process. The transcript is spliced from 4 exons. Gene Ontology annotation, molecular function: biotin--[biotin carboxyl-carrier protein] ligase activity. Gene Ontology annotation, cellular component: cytoplasm. Lineage: Eukaryota; Fungi; Ascomycota; Sordariomycetes; Sordariales; Chaetomiaceae. The record is from RefSeq and is a predicted model, not a curated record. The coding region runs from base 458 to 2485 and encodes 675 amino acids.
CAUACCUGCGCAGCCGGUACUGAAGAUGCGCUUGUCCCUGUAGUGAGAAUUUCCAUGUUCGGCCCGCGUGAGCUACAAAUUUCCGCGAUAAAGGGGCAUUUGCCGCAGUAAGACUGCUCUGCUGGGGAAGGAGCCACUCUAGGGCCGAGUCACCAACUCACCACUCGUCCGGUUCAUCACCUGGCUCAACAGCAGGUGCCUGUUGCUGCUGUUCUGCGUUUGGCUGGCUAUCUUCCCUUGACGUCGAGGAUCCCAUCGCGACGUAGAAUCGGAAGAGCCGAAACGGCUAGCAGAGGAGGGGCUUUCUUUCUCCGUUUUUAGUUGUUGUUUGAAAGUGUUUGGGGAAACCCGCGCUGCCGAGUCAACACCAGGACUAAACUUUUUUUUUUUCUUGCUCGUCCUUUUCGCUCAACGUGACCCUGAGUCAACAACACACUGCCAAUUUGGGAAGUCUGGGAUGGCCUCCCAAAAACUCAACGUCCUGGUCUACACAGGCACCGGAUCGACGCUCGAAUCCGUGCGGCACUGCAUCUACUCGCUGCGCCGGUUGCUAGGCCCCAACUAUGCCGUGACCCCGAUUACCGAGUCGGCCCUGCUGAAGGAGCCAUGGGUACCCACCUGUGCGCUCCUUGUCUUCCCCGGCGGCGCCGACCUCGGCUACUGCCGCGUCCUCAACGGCGCUGGCAACCGCAGCAUCGCCCAAUUCGUCCAUCGGGGCGGUGCCUACCUGGGAUUCUGCGCGGGCGGCUACUACGGUUGCCGUCGCUGCGAGUUCGAGGUCGGAAACCCGGAGCUGGAAGUCGUUGGCAGCCGGGAGCUGGCCUUCUUCCCCGGGACCUGCCGCGGUGGCGCGUUCAAGGGGUUCCAGUACCACAGUGAACGCGGUGCGAAGGCUGCUGAAAUCUCGGUGGCCAAAGCGGCAUUCCCUGAGCCCUCGCAGCUUCCAGAUGUCUUCCGGUGCUAUUACAAUGGCGGCGGCGUUUUUGUAGACGCCGGCAAGCUUGCUGCCAGCUCCAGCGACGUCCAGGUGCUGGCCGAGUACACGGGUGACCUGGAAGUCGAGUCCGGGCCCGCCAAAGCUGCGGUUGUGUACUGCAAGGUUGGCGAUGGCGCCGCGAUUCUCACAGGCCCGCACCCAGAGUUUGACGCCGUCAACCUCAGCCCCCAGACUGACGUCCCGGGCUACGAUGCCCUCAUCGACGCCCUCAAGGCGGACGAAGAGGCGAGGACCACCUUCUUGAAAGCCUGCCUUGCGAAGCUCGGCUUGGAGGUCAGCCAAGCCGCAUCACCCGUGCCCAGCCUGUCCAAGAUGCACCUUUCUGCGCUUCGUCCCGCUGAAGUCGGCGAGAUUUUGUACUCCUUUAACCCAAUUAUCACCAAGCAAGAUGGCGAGGAGUACAUCAAGGGUGAUAACGACCUCUUUCAUCUCGAAAAGCCGGACUCGAGAUGGUCUUUGGCGUCCUUGAGCGAAGCGCUGGCGGGCGAAUUCGAGGCGUCGAGAAAAAACACCGGCCGUGGUUCCCCGGACCCAACCGUGGCCGACUACAGCAAAGUCCCAAAACGCAUCGUUGCGCACGAGGACGCUUGGCCAGACCCCAAGGAGACUCCGUACUUCAACCACGCAGUGUUCUUCUCGAGUUUGCGAGAGUUCAGGGAGAGAGAGCCGGAAGCCGAAACCUGGGGUGACGUGCUGAUAAACCAUAAUCUCCUCUCAACGUUACCCACGGGCUUCACACUUGCUGCCACGACCCAGGUAGCAGGCCGCGGCCGAGGCGCCAACGUCUGGGUAGCUCCGCCAGGCUCUUUGAUUAUGUCAACUGUCAUCAACCAUCCUGCGCAUUACGCGACAAGCCGGCCCAUUGUUUUCAUUCAGUACCUUGCGGCCCUGGCCAUUGUCGAGGCGGUCAGGUCCUAUGACGAGGGCUAUUCCGAGGUGCCCAUCAAGAUCAAGUGGCCCAACGACGUCUACGUCAGGGAUCCCACAAAGCCGGACGAAGUUUCCUACGUGAAAAUUGGUGGCAUCCUUGCCAACUGCGCCUAUUCGUCAGGAAACUAUCAGGUGGUCCUCGGCAUCGGCAUCAACACGAAAAAUGGUCGGCCAACCACCAGCCUCGACGCACUCCUUCCGCUGCUCGAAGGAGGGAAGAAGCUGGAACCCUUCCGCAUCGAGCGGCUGCUGGCUCGGAUCUUGACCCGUCUGGAGGCGCUCUACGGAGAGUUCUGCCGCAACGGGUUCUCGCGGGAACUCGAGGGGAAGUACUACCGGCACUGGCUGCACACCAACCAGGUUGUCACGCUCGAGGCCGAAGGCGGGGUCAAGGCGCGAGUCGUGGGGAUCACCAGGGAUUGGGGCAUGUUGAUGGCGCAGGAGCUGGCCGAGGACGGCAUCAAUGGCGCGCUGAGAUCGACCGGCAAGGUGUGGGCGCUGCAAAGCGACGAGAACAGCUUUGACUUUUGGCGGGGCCUGGUCAAGAGGAAGAUCUGAGACCGCUGUUUCGGCUCGGCCGAGACAGAAGGUGGGUGGUGUGGGCGUGGUCGCCUGGAGGCUGGAGGCUGGGUUGCACUCGAGCACGGUC